Messenger RNA from Myotis daubentonii (Daubenton's bat), 2803 nucleotides. RefSeq names its product zinc finger MYND-type containing 10 (gene ZMYND10). NCBI's taxonomy places the organism in Eukaryota, Metazoa, Chordata, Mammalia, Chiroptera, Vespertilionidae. Gene Ontology annotation, cellular component: cytoplasm; centriolar satellite. Gene Ontology annotation, biological process: inner dynein arm assembly; outer dynein arm assembly; motile cilium assembly. The record is from RefSeq and is a predicted model, not a curated record.
GAAGUUGCGAUAAAGAGUGAGUUGGGCAGGGCUGGCGUGGUCCAGUGGAUAGAGUGUCAGCCUGCGGACUGAAGGGUCCCGGGUUCUAUUCGGGUCAAGGGCACAUGCCCGAUUCGGGCUCGAUCCCCCAUGCAGGAGGCAGCGAUCCAUGCUUCUCUCUCAUUGCUGUUUCUGUCCCUCCCUCUCCCUCCCUGAAAUCAAUGUAAAAGAAAAGAGAGAGUUGGGAUGAGCGGGGCUGCUCUGGAUUAUUUGGGCCAGGAAGGCCCUGAUGGGUGACUUACCAGCCCUGAGGGAGGACGAGGAUUCCAGGCAGAGGGAAGAGCUGCGGAAACCCCGAGGCCAGAACCACCUAGGGAUGGGUGGGGAGGCCCGUGGAGCCGGAACCUGGAGGCAGGGGGAGCGGGACGGGAAACAAAGUCCCGGAAAAGGAGAGGGAGCAGAGCCUGAUGCCGCGAGCGCUGGCGAGCCGCUUUGGACGUGGCGUUCUGAGCGCCAAAGGCAGCCACGGAGGCCCGUCCCGCAACGUCCCUGUGCACCUUGCAAAGCCCGGUGAAAAGGCUCAGCGGCGGCCACGCGAGGCGGUGCAGCCCGGAGUCAGAGAAGGAAAGUGGGGGGCCCUGCACAGAACUGAGGAGUCCAGCCGAGAGGGCGAGCUGGGUGUGCUCUGCGCGGCGGCUGCGCGAGGCCGGGACCGGGGCGGGCCGACUGGGCAUCGGUACGCGGAGAGGCCUAGGCCCGGGGUCUGGCACUCGGGAGGCCGGUGCUCCGCAGCCCGCGGUCGGGGAGAAAGCUCGGGAAGUCCGAAUAGGGCUGCUGCCCGCCUCCCAGCGGGGGCGGCGGGUGGGGACCUGGCCCCAGCCCCGGGCGGAGGCGGGGCCCGGGCCACACUGCGCAGACUCCAGCUAGCCGUUUCCAUGGCGACGAGGCCCAAGCUCCUCAACUGCUUCACAACGGUCGAGUCCCAGACUGGGUCCCCACCAGACCCCCGAUCCUGUGGGUAACCGCACCUCAGCGCCGGCUGAACCCCGCCUUUUCCGGCCCCGACAUGAGCGACCUGGAGCUGCUGCUGCCGGGGGAGGCCGAUAUGUUGGUGCGGGGACUUCGCAGCUUCCCGCUGCUCGAGGUGGGCUCCGCAAGGUGGAACCAGCAGCAUGAACACCUGGAGAAGCUGAACAUGCAGGCCAUCCUUGAUGCCACGGCCAGCCAGGGCGAGCCCAUCCAGGAGCUGCUGGUCACCCAUGGGAAGAUCCCGACGCUGGUGGGGGAGCUGAUUGCCGUGGAGAUGUGGAAGCAGAAGGUGUUCCCUGUGCUGUGCAAACUGGAGGACUUCAAGCCCCAGAACACCUUCCCCAUCUAUAUGGUGCUGCACCACGAGGCUUCCAUCAUCAAUCUCCUGGAGACCGUGUUCUUCCACAAGGAGGUGUGUGAGUCAGCAGAGGACACCGUCUUGGACCUGGUGGACUACUGCCACCGCAAACUGACUCUGUUGGUGGCCCGGAGCGGCCGCGGUGAGCCCCCGGAGGAGGAGGCCGAGGACGUCUCUCCCAUGAAGGAGCUGCAGAAGCAGGCCGAGCUGAUGGAAUUUGAGAUCGCACUGAAGGCGCUCUCCGUGCUCCGCUACGUCACUGACUGUGUGGACAGCCUGUCCCUGAGCACCCUGAGCCGCAUGCUGAGCACCCACAACCUGCCCUGCCUCCUGGUGGAACUGCUGGAGCACAGUCCCUGGAGCCGGAGGGAAGGAGGCAAGCUGCAGCAAUUUGAGGGGGGCCGUUGGCAGACAGUGGCCCCCUCAGAGCAGCAAAAGAUGAGCAAGUUGGACGGGCAGGUGUGGAUCGCCCUGUACAACCUGCUGCUGAGCCCUGAGGCCCGGGCCCGCUACUGCCUCACAAGCUUCGCCAAAGGACAGCUGCUGAAGCUUCGGGCCUUUCUCACAGACACUCUGAUCGACCAGCUGCCCCACCUGGCAGACCUGCAGGGGUUCCUGGCCCACCUGGCCCUGGCCGAGCCCCAGCCCCCCAAGAAGGACCUGGUGUUCGAGCAGGUAGGCACUGGGAGCGCGAGCUCAGGACCCCCGCCCGCUGCCUGCCCCUCCCUGCCACUCCCCACUUCUCCCCCAGAUCCCGGAAAUCUGGGAGCGGCUGGAGCGAGAGAACAAAGGCAAGUGGAAGGCCAUGGCCAAGCACCAGCUGCAGCACGUGUUCAGCCCCUCGGAGCAGGACCUCCGGCUGCAGGCGCAGAGGUGGGGCUGCAGGGCGGCAGCGCGGGAGGGACGCAGAGGCAUGGAGGGGGUCGGGGUGCUCCUGUGCCCCCCCCCACCAGGCCAGCCAGGCCUCCUGACGCUCCUCCCAGGUGGGCUGAGACCUACAGGCUGGAUGUGCUGGAGGCGGUGGCUCCGGAGCGGCCCCGCUGUGCCUACUGCAGCGCAGAGGCCUCCAAACGCUGCUCGCGCUGCCAAAAUGAGUGGUAUUGUUGCAGGGAGUGCCAAGUCAAGCACUGGGAGAAGCACCGAAAGGCUUGCGUCCCGGUCGCCCAGGGUGGCAGAGUGAAGUGAAGCGCAGCUGCUGAGCGCCCCCCAGGGCCAUGCAACCAGCCAGAGGUGCGCCUGGGCCUCGGGAUCGCAGCCUGGGCCCUGCCAGCGCCCGGCCUCCGGGGUGAGGAGAGCAGGCAGCCUGCGGCCCGUCCUCCCAGCCAAGUGCUCCCCGCUUCCUGCCCCACCCAGCGGGCAGGCUCGGGGCGCGGGCGAGGGCGAGGACCGGAUGUGGGGACCCUCAUCCUCUCGCUCUGUAAAGCUGGUCUCCAGAAA